Molecule: messenger RNA, 4520 nt
Organism: Polyodon spathula (Mississippi paddlefish)
Lineage: Eukaryota; Metazoa; Chordata; Actinopteri; Acipenseriformes; Polyodontidae
Gene: plb1
Product: phospholipase B1
Exons: 42
Coding region: 1-3291 (1096 amino acids)
Biological process (GO): phospholipid metabolic process
Cellular component (GO): brush border membrane
Molecular function (GO): retinyl-palmitate esterase activity; phosphatidylcholine lysophospholipase A1 activity; A2-type glycerophospholipase activity
Source: RefSeq, a predicted model, not a curated record
AUGAGGACAGCACAGAGUUUGGCCACACUUGCAGUCCUGCUAGGACAGUUGCAUCUGCUGCAAGGCAGCCUCCUCAAAAGCCCUGUGAAUGACGUCUCAAAGAGCGACCGUGUGAAGAUCGAGAGACCCCUGGGAUUCCCAUGCAGCCCCGGGACCCCCUCCCUGUCCAGCCCAGCUUCUGUUCACAGCCUGAGACCCGUUGACAUCGCUGUAGUGGCUGGCAUUAGGGACUGGGAGCCUCAGGUCACCUUCCCUGGAAAUGUCCCCACUGAAAACUCUCUCCCUCAGCAAGCCCAGCAGCUCACUGACCUUUUGAGAAACAGCACGGAGAUUGACUUUGAGAGAGACUGGAAGUUCAUCACAGUGUUUGUCGACCUGGAAGAGCUGUGCAACUUCUGUGACAGCGAGGAAAAGCCCUCCCUGGAGAAGGCAGUGAAGAGAGUGGAAGGAGCUCUGGAGAUUCUGCACAGGCAGGUCCCCAGAGCGUUGGUGAGUGUGGUUCUGCCGAGCACUCUGUCCGUCUCUGAGAGGAGGAUGAGCGUUGGAGAUAGUAGGGGGUGCGGAGUCUGUGCAUCUGAGCUGCUGGGGGAAGCUGGGAGACUGAAUGAAGCAGUCCUCACAUGGGCAUUGCAGGAAGCUCUACAGCAACAACUGGUGGACAGUGGGAGUUACAGCAACAGAGAGGAUUUCACAGUGGUCCUCCAUCCUACUCCAGAUGUGUCGCCACAGAUUGGCAGUGUCUCUGACUCUACUACGCUGGACAGGAUGUCCCGAGCUAGCAGGACCACCCUGGAGCUGUGGGGCAGCAUGCUCCAGCCAAUGAGGGGACAGCCUGACACAGAGGACAGUGAUGACAUCAUCCGCAUCCCAUGCCCUACUGAGGAUCGCCCAUUCCUGAGGACUCAUAGGAACACCAAGAGGGAUUCGCAAGGGUUUACACUACAGGAAAUUUCCACAGCGCCCUCUACAGCAACAAAGGAGACUGGGAGCCAGCUGUCAUGUUCUGACCGACAACCAUCCACUUCUAUCCCCACAUCCGUUCACUCCCUCAGGCCUGCAGAUGUCAAAGUCAUAGGAGCUGUUGGCGACUCCCUCACAGCUGGAAACGGGAUUGGCUCCAGUCCUAACAAUGUGCUGGACGUGAUAACCCAGUACAGGGGUCUGUGUUUCAGUGUCGGAGGAGAUGAGUCCUUGAAUACAGUCACCACACUGCCCAAUAUCCUGCGAGAGUUCAACACCAGUCUGGAGGGAUUUUCUCUCAGGACCGGAAAGGUUGACUCCUCCAAUGCCUUCCUGAACCAGGCUGUCCCCGGGGCCACCAGUGUAGACAUAGCAGGGCAGAUCAGGAAACUCAUCGACAUCAUGAAGACAGACGAGAGGAUAGAUUUCCAGAACGACUGGAAGGUGGUGACACUCUUUAUUGGCGGAAAUGACCUGUGUCAUUCCUGUGAAGAUGAGGUCCUCUAUUCUGCUUCAAACUUUCAAUCCAGAAUCCAGUCCGCGCUAGACAUUCUCCACAAGGAGGUGCCCCGUGUGUUUGUGAAUCUGGUUGAAACUUUCCACAUCAUUCCCCUGAGGAAGCUACACCAGGACACCAGUCUGAAAUGCCCCACCUUUCUAGCGAACAUGAUCUGUGGCUGUGUGACGAAACCCCAUGAUAACUCCAUGGAACUCAAGACAUUGUCUGAUCUCAACAGGGCCUAUCAGCUCGUGACCCGCGAGCUGGUGGACUCAGGCCGCUACGACACACAGGACAACUUCACCGUGGUGCUGCAGCCCUUCUUCAGAGAAAUGCAGAUCCCCCUACUGCCGGACGGGAGGGCAGAUCGCUCGUACUUUGCUCCUGAUUGUUUCCACCUCAGUCAGAAGUCUCAGUCUCAGAUCGCCCGCACACUCUGGAACAACAUGCUGCAGCCGGUCGGAAAUAAGUCUACUUCCCAGAACUUGGCUGUUCCCGUCAACCUGAGCUGCCCGACACAGGAGGAACCUUUUUUAAGAACCUACAAGAACAGCAAGUACUCGUACCCAGGACCACUCCCCACACAGGCGCCAAUCAAGAACUUUGGCAGUGACCUCUCCUGUACUGACAGAGCACCGUCCGAAAAUAUCCCCACUUCAGUUCACAAACUGCGUCCAGCGGAUGUGAAAGUUGUUGCAGCUCUGGGAGAUUCGAUCACAGCCGGUUUUGGUGCUCGAGCGACUAGUCUGAUCAACCUUGCAACAGAGUGGAGAGGGCUGUCUUGGAGUAUUGGUGGUAACAACAAUCUGGACACAGUGACCACUCUGCCCAACAUCCUGAAGCACUUCAACCCAUCUCUCAUUGGCUUCUCUACGGGCGUAGGGAAAAUAAACAGCGGCUUCAACAUGGCCGUCUCAGGCGCCAAGGCAGUUGACAUCCCGGAGCAGGCCAACAGGCUGGUCCAGGCUCUCAGGGACAGCCAGAACGUGGAUUUCCAGAACGACUGGAAGCUGGUGACUCUCUUCAUCGGAGGAAACGAUCUGUGCAGCUACUGCAAUGACCGGGAAAUGUAUUCAGUGGAAAACUACAUAAGGUACAUACAGGACAGCCUGGACAUCCUCUACAGGGAGGUGCCGCGUGUCUUUGUGAAUCUGGUGGAGAUUCUGCAGAUCGAGGGGCUGCGGCACGUUAAGAGCGACACGCUGGGCUGCACCCUGCUGCAAACGAACUUGUGCUCCUGUGCCCUGAUCCCUGGGGAGACUUCUCGGGAGCUGAGUGAGUUCAAGAGAAUCAACCGGGAGUACCAGGAGGAGACGGAGAGGCUGGUGAACAGCGGGCGUUACGAUGGCAGAGAGGACUUCACUGUGGUGUUGCAGCCCUUCUUCAGGAACUCCAUAAUCCCCCUGGCAACUGAUGGAAAGCCAGACCUUGAUUUCUUCUCUGUGGACUGUUUCCACUUCAAAGAAAGGGGCCAUGCUGAGAUGAGCAUCGAACUGUGGCACAACAUGCUGGAGCCAGUGGGACAGAAGCACACCUUCAAUAACUUCAUUCAUAACCGCAGCAAGCUCAAGUGCCCCAGCCAGGAGAGACCCUAUUUCUUCACACGGAUGAACAGCUUCCCGGAUGCAAACCCCACUGCUGUGUCCCCGCUCCCCCCGAGCGCCGGGACAGCCUGCUCUGUGGACACGGUGCCACAGUGGGUUGCCAUUGUGAUGGCAGGGGCGGGGCUGUUGGCUGGCGCUGUGCUAGCUGGGAUCUUUGUGAGCUGGAGGGUGAGAACCAGCUUGAAGCAGAAAGAGAAAGCACUGGAAAUGAAACAGAACGCCUUCUGAAUCCCCCUCAAUUUACCCCCCUUCCGAACAGUCUUUUAACACCCUAACACUUCCAAACAUGAUCUCAGACCUUUUGAUGGCAUCAGAGAUUGUGAUUGUAUUCAUAAAAAGAGAUGUGUUUCUGCUGUGUUAUUCAAGGUCAUAGUGAUAAUAGAUAUGGAGAUUUUACAUUGUUUAUUAGAUCAACUAUGAUAUAAAAUCACAAGCCAGUGCCAUAGUUGCAAAGCCUUUACUCAGGUCUUUAACGCCUGCUUUGAAAGGAUAAAAUUCCAAUGAAAAUGAUUAAGUAAACAGCUUAAAUAGCUAUAAUGUGUAUCAUAGGCCAUGAAGAAUCAUUUUUUCCUUUCAGCACCUUUGUCAGUUGUUUCCGUUGUAAAUCUUAUACUGCAGCACCUAGCCCAUCAAAGCAGUAAUCCCCUCUGCAGCUUGGACAAGUGCUAGACAACUGUUAGACCAACGACACAUACAAACUUAUUGAUCGCAAUCCAGUGCAAAAAAAGGAGAACCUAUUUUCUUACAGUUUUACCUCAGAAUUCUGACAGUGUGUUGGAUCCCACUCCCAUUCCAUUAUAGACACACAAGAACACUUCACGGUAUCUUGCCUUGUGUGUGUGUGUGUGUGUGUGUGUGUGUGUGUGUUUCAUCUGUGCUAUUAAACUGCUUUGUCUUAGUGACAUAAAUCCUGUUUUUUCUUUCUUUUUUUAUCUUAAAAUAUACAAAUAAGUCUGUUUUUAAAAUGUGAAGCUGUUGUGUUUUAACAAGAACAUGGUUUCUGUCUAUCAGUGAAAUCCAGUUCUGUGCAGCAGCCUCAGUCAGCAACUAAAUGACUGGAGCGUUCCAGUUAGUGCUCGCCACACAGCCUGUUAAGACAGGAUCUUCCCUGUUUCUAUACAAUACAGUCACGCUUUAAGGAGAGAUGUUAACGACUAGCUUACAAAGCGCUUUUAAAAAAAAAAAGUAGUACUCAAAAAAGAAGAGAAUUAUAGUUCAGCAGAAUGCCAUUAGCUAUCCUGUUCCUUUUUGGGGCACUUGUGAAUCUUUACUGACUCGUCUUUCAUUUUGUAAAGCACUUUGAGGAGCGUCGUAGACUAGCGGACCACCACACAACUAUUAACCCUGCGUUCGCUGGAGUCGUAAAGCUCUUCUGCAGGACUGUUCACAUGAAGUGUGUUCUUGGAAGAGGGUUUCCCUGUUUGUGACUAGUUUGUGUGUUUUGUGUUUGAAAGCCA